AUGACAGAUGGGACACAGACGGCGGGCGUCUCCUUCGACAGCGACAAGGCCCAAUGGCCUAUGUCGUAUCGUCUGAGUCAACCGCAGCCAGAUACUCCCCCGCGGCGCUGGUGGAACCACUACUACUUCCGAGGCCCUCAGAACCAAAAUGUCCGAAUUCUUUACAGCAGUACCAAAACCCAGUCUGAGCUCAUCGCAAAGCAUUUUAUCAAUGAGCCCGUACUGGGUUUCGAUAUGGAAUGGCCCUGGGAUGCCGACAAGCGCACGCGAUUGCAGGAGAAAAUCGGCCUCAUACAGAUCGCCAGUGAAAGCAAGACCGCACUCUUCCACAUUGGCCUCCACGAGGGCCAGACAAGCGAUGAACUGAUUGCACCAUCUCUGCGGCUCAUUAUCGAGUCACCGAACAUCAUCAAAACGGGCGUCGCCAUUAUGAAUGCCGACUUCAAGCGUCUGAGGGAUCACUUUGGUCUGCAGCCAAAAGGCGCCUUCGAAUUGAGUCAUCUGCACCGCCUCAUCUCCCAUGGGCCCCAAAAUCCCGAGCUUGUCACCACAAAGCUGUGCGCGUUGUCGAAACAGGUAGAGACUCACCUGGGUCUCCCACUCUGGAAGGGAAAAGUCCGGACAAGUAACUGGAGCAUAGCGAUUGGCGAUAGUCAGAAAACAUAUGCGGCGAACGAUGCUUAUGCUGGCUUCAUGCUGUUCCACUGCAUGAACGGGAAGCGUUUAGCCAUGAACCCAGCGCCACCGCUACCCAUGUUGGCGGAAACGUAUCUUCCAUUUGCAAUGCCGAAAAUUAUCCCUCUUCGACUUCGGGCAACGACGGAAGGGACAGGCGCCAACUUCACCACUGCCGAGCAAUUCUACAAUUCUACAGCGAUGAAAGACCGACAUCUGGACGACCUGGUCCACAGCGGUAUGGCUACGGGAGAUGCAUCUCAGCUACCCAACGAGCAAGGCCCUCCAGAGGUUGACCCUGCGCCCCUUGAUGUAGGAAGCCAGAAAAGCGAUGCACCCUCGAGACCCAACCUGCCACUGCAGCUGUACGAGCAGCUCGUUCAGCAGCGCAAAAAGCUCAUCAUAGCCUCCAACAAGUCUUUGGAAGCCCUCUCUCGAACCUGCCCAACCAACAAAAGUCAGCUUUCACAAGUACAUGGAUUUGGCGAUCGAAAGGUCCAAGACUAUGGCGAGCAAUUGCUACAUACUGUUAGCUCAUUUGUUGCAGUACACGGACUCAGCGCCGACGAGGUGAAGCAACCGCUACAGCCUACGACCCCGAACAAAGUACCAAGCAGCCAAGGAAAGAAGGAAACUACACCACUCAGCAAAGGAUCAUCUGAUGCGCUUUACCAUCGGCUGGUCCAGCACCGCAAGGCCUGUGCUGAUGCCAAAAACGUACCUGCUUUCCACAUUGCCAGCAAUCGGUUACUAGAAGCUAUUGCCCAUGAUCAUCCAGCUAACCAACGUGAACUCCUACUUGUCAAGGGUGUUGGAAAGGCUAAAGCAGACGAAUACGGAACUGCCUGGCUGCGAAUUAUCGCCGAGUUUAAGGUCAAGCAGAGUCUCGCAACUGCACACCGGCCUGUCUCGGUAACAUCUAAGGACUUAAGUGCCGACGAGCGCCCUAACCUAUUGCAGCCGCGUAUAGAUGACCCGAGUGCGAAGAGGCGCAAUAUUGCCCGUGUAGGACGCUCAUUGGAGUUCAAAGGGCCCCUCCCCGCUAGCAUGAGUACUGGGCUAUCAUUCCAGUUUUCGGAGACGCAGCUGAAUGCUAGCGACCGCAAUGACGAAGGCCAUGACGAAGACGGAGCUGGAAACGAGUCCGCUGCUGCCGACGCCGACGACACCGACGACAACGCGGCGUUCGAAACCAUGCCGAUGCCAACAUCAUCCGAGCUGAAACGGAAGAGGUAUUCACCUUCACCGUCAGCUCCUGAGGAAGGAUAUUCUCAGACCCCUACGCCAGCAGCCGCGCCCGUGCCUGCACAACUGGUGCCGAGCCCUUCACCAUCGAAGCCAACGCGAGCGCCGUCGCAAGUACAGGCAAAAUCUCGUCCCGCGGACCUGGAGAGGCUGUUGCUGCGCAAGAAGCUCGAGGCUUAUGUCAAGAGUGUUGUCUUUGCGAUUAACCCAAAACCAACCCAGCCGAUCGUUACCGAAGACACGAUCCAGCGUCUCGUGACAACGCUGCCGCGGACACCCCAUGAGCUUCACAGAAUCCCUGGUAUCCAGGGACUCCUGCAAGCUUGUCACAUAGCACAGAAAGACCUAUGGCUGACAUUCUCCAAAUGGACGCAGGUACCGGGGCUUGCUCCAGCGAGUCAGGCGAGGUAA
Molecule: messenger RNA, 2331 nt
Organism: Anthostomella pinea
Lineage: Eukaryota; Fungi; Ascomycota; Sordariomycetes; Xylariales; Xylariaceae
Source: the annotation of a GenBank genome assembly